Messenger RNA from Cyprinus carpio (common carp), 2660 nucleotides. RefSeq lists its product as uncharacterized. Lineage: Eukaryota; Metazoa; Chordata; Actinopteri; Cypriniformes; Cyprinidae. The record is from RefSeq and is a predicted model, not a curated record.
UGGAGAGAUGUGUUUAGCAGCGAGCAGGUUUAGCAGUGAAGUGGAGAAGAGCAGUGCUUGAUCCGGAUCUCCACACAAACUCUCUGACAGCGCUCUGGAUCACACCGGAACGCUCUUUCAGUCAUCUGCUGAGGAGGACAGAACCAGAACCGAGGUCAGGCCAGUGAUGGAGCAGAGAUCGGACAGUCUGGUGUCGGCGGACUCUGAACUGGCGCAGUGUGAGACGGAGGUUAACACUUUACUGAAGAUCAUUUCUGACCUCAACAGGAAGAUGGACUCCCUACAAAUACCACGAGAAAGUCCAGUCGGGGUCAGUGGGUGCUCGAUGGUGGGCGCUGCAUCAGUGAUGUCCAAGACCAAGAACGUCUGCAGGGACUCAGAAGGGGGCAGCAGUGAGCUGUGGAACGAGCUGCAGAAGGUUCUCUCUGCUCUUGAGACGUCUAGUGGUCAGGGGAGGAAAAUGCUCUUCAGGCUGCAAACUCAAAAUGCUGAGACAAUCCAGGCAAAGCAUCUCUCUACAGCCCGGGAGAGCUGGGUUCGGGCCACACAGGUGCUGGAGGAGAUGGAGAGGGAGUUGGGGAUCUCGUACCCCUCUGCUCUGCCCCCUGAUGAGAGACGUCAGUAUCAGCGGGAAGUUCUCUCACUCUACAAACACAAUCAAGACCUCAACAACUUCUUGAAGAGCCGUCAGGAAGAGCUUAUGGGUGCUGAAAGAACUCUGAUGGAUCUUGAGGACGAGAAAAAGUGGCUACAGGAAAAGAUGGUGGACCUGAAGAGGAAAUGGCUGUAUGGAGUGAGUCGUUCUCCUUCUGUCAGUCCUUCAUUGUCCUCCAGUCGAACUUCAAGCCCUUGCUUUUCCUCUCCUCCAUAUCCUGGAUCCCCGCUGCUGUCCCGCAAACUACCCAGCUCCAGGCCGGACUCCCCUUCGUCUCCCUGCACCGUUGAUUCAGUGCUGCAGACUGAGAUCGAAAAGCUGCAGAGGUGUCUGGAGCGUCUGAAAGCUAGGAAUGAGCGUCUAAAUGCCGCACUGCUCAGAAGGAAAGGAGAAUCGGAGCAGCUGAGCAUGAGUCUUAGCCGACAGGAGGCAGACAGCUCGGCUCUACACAUGGCUCUGACAUACUGUGAGGAGUGUGAGGAGGCUUACGGUGACCUGCUGUCCCUGUCUGAAGCCAGAAAACAACAGAACGCAGAAACAUUUAGCACACCCCAGCCUGAGAACUUGGACAAAGGCGAGUCAUCCUCCAGUCCACCAGAGGGCACUGCUGAGACCAAACCAAACAGCUUGUCGGAAAAGGAGUUUGAGGACAAGUCUGGUGUACUUCUGCAAAGGAUCUCCAGGCUAAAGCAGGACAGGGCCGCUGUGUGUAUCCCGCAGCGGGGCAAAGCAGGAGAGGGCAAGAUCAGUCCAGACACUGGCACGCUCGCAGGGGUCAGAGGUCGUGCCAGUUCACUUUCCAAAAACACCAAAGAAGAGAAAGCGGCUCUGAUGUAUGAGCUUGUUACAGUCAGGGAGGACAUGUCAGAGAUGCGUGGGAAUCUGCGGCUCCUGGAGAAAGAGAGGCGGUGUUUGGACCUGGCGCUGAUGGUCCAGAGUGCCCAGGAUUCUGCUGGUGCUCUGAUCCUGGACAGUCUGCGGGAUGAGCUGGGGGAGAGGAGAGCCACUCAACAGAGAAUUGCUGAAAAUUUGGCAAAACUAGAAGGUGGUGGGGGAAUUCCUGGUCCUCGGAAUCACUCUAUCCUAAGAGAACUACAAGCAGCACUGCAAAGGGAACAGUCACUGAAGAUGAGAGUGGCAGCUUUACGUGAGUCUCUGGACUCGGCGCUCACAGACAGCACUACACAGAGAAGGAUCAACAGAGAGGAGACUGCGCGUCUCUCCCGCUACUACAUUAAAGUUUCAAGCACCUACAGAAGUUCCCGAAAGAAGCACCAGGAGCAGCUGUGGCAACUGGAGAAGCAAAUCGCAGUCAUGAGUGAACGUCAUGCUAAAGAAGAGGCCGAGCUAAGUAAUACACUAGAAGCUAUGGAGUGGAAGAGAGAGGAGACAAUACUCUAGACAGUGCGGUCCUUCUUAGUAUCAUUUUAUUGACAAACUUUUCUGAAGGCUAAUGAUGAACAUUGAUUUUGAGUGAGAGGCUGGGUUUAGAAACACUGAGCAUAUAGAUCAUUGACCUACAAAAAUAAAAUUGCAACUAAAAUUGAAGCACCAGGAUGCACAUUUUGGCAAUAAGGUAACUGGUUUGCUCCUGUUGGUGUAGAUGCAGCAUCACACAAAAGUUUUGUUACCUACCUGACUGUAAAAUAUGGAAUACUCUUCAAAGGCAUAUUUUUCAGCCAUGUGAAAAAGUUUAAAUGAACCUUUAUUAGCUGUUUUGACAGUUUGCGGCAAUGUACAUCAUGUAAGUAGACAAGUAGCCGAGUGCAAAGACUGCAAGUAUAGCUAUUGGGAAAGGUCAGCUAUUCUAGGCCUUGAUAUUGCUAGUAUAUCUCUAUAUCAUCAUGUCAGUGUACAUCAUUUUACAAAUAAUUGCUUGUAACUAUUAUUCUUUUCUAUCUGUGUAUAUAUGUGAAAAAUUGCAUGCAAAUUUUGUUAAUCAUUUUAAACUUAUGUUUUUUUACAUAAUGAAUAAAACAGUUACAGUUUUGAUGUAGAUUAAAAA